Messenger RNA from Drosophila busckii, 1216 nucleotides. RefSeq lists its product as uncharacterized. The coding region runs from base 123 to 1061 and encodes 312 amino acids. Lineage: Eukaryota; Metazoa; Arthropoda; Insecta; Diptera; Drosophilidae. The record is from RefSeq and is a predicted model, not a curated record. The transcript has a single exon.
AACUAAUAAAUUCACUUGGAGAAAUUGUGUAAAUUAUUGUGAUUUAAAAAUUAUUAUUUAGUGUAGCCAAUUGAACAGUUGCAAAUAUUGUUCGCCUCACGAUCGACAUACACUUUGGUGGCAUGAUAGCGCGUAAUGAGAGAUCUUCAGCAGCAGCUGCUAAUAGAUCUUUGGCCAUUACAAAUCAGAAUCGACGUCAGACAGAUGUGACACAUGGCAAAUUAGCGGCGCCGCUCGUAGCACACGCCGGAACACGUCGACGUAUCGGUGGAGAUGGGGAUGGUGGCUCUGCUGACUGGCGCAAAAAACGGGAGCCACCAUCGCCGCCACGUCGCUCAGAGCAACCCACCAUUGCCUCUACAUUGCGUGCCGCCAGCAAUCGCAAGAGAGUAGCGACAGAGAAGCCGACGACGCCGCGAAAGACGCGUGGCUCCGCUAAUGGGGAUAAGAUUACAGAUCGCUACAGCACAAACACCAAGUCAAAACAGUUGGAACGUGUAUAUUUGGGCCCUCCACGUAAGAGUGCCGGCGGUGUGUUGAAACAAAAGAAGGAUAUUGUGGAUAUCACUAGUGCUAUCAGAGUCGAGGAUGAAUUAGCUGCGCCCAUAGCUGUGCCGCCAGAACUCUUAGAAAGAGGCAUACAAACAAAUGAAGCGGAGAUUGCUAAUCAUGAUCUACUCGUUGGAGACAUUAAGCUUUUGCUGCCGUCGGCGCAGCUGGUGCAAGAAAUUGAAAAAAGUCGGCGCAGCACAAAAGCGAAGUUGGAUCGCCAAAUGCAGCGCAAGUUUGCGUCUCACGAGGAGGAUGAGGAGCAGCAUUUGGAUGAGCUCAAGGAGUUUAUGGAGCGCAAUUGUGUGAGAAAGCGCGUUCCUAAAAAGCCGCCACCAGCGCUUUUGCCCAAUUACGAUCCAAAUCAAUUCAGAAACGUAUUCAAGUCCAUGGAUGAAUUCUUUACACAUGACGUACCCAAGGCUGAAUCAAUUACCAAUAUUAAAGAUCGCAUUAAACGCAAGGAAACAGAGCUUAUGAGUAUGUUCGAUGAUGUGGAUAGCAAGAUCUAGAGCAUAUUAAAAUUUUCUGUUAAAUAUCCAGUUUUAGAUUUGAGAGUAUGUAGUAUGUGCCAUGUCUAUUAAGAGUUUCAGUGUCAAAUUCAUAUUUUUAUUAAUGGGUUGAUGCUUAAGCUCUUAAGUCUCUGCGAAUAUACAUUUUAAAUUGC